Hirsutella rhossiliensis is the source of this 249-nucleotide messenger RNA. RefSeq lists its product as uncharacterized. The transcript has a single exon. Lineage: Eukaryota; Fungi; Ascomycota; Sordariomycetes; Hypocreales; Ophiocordycipitaceae. The record is from RefSeq and is a predicted model, not a curated record. The coding region runs from base 1 to 249 and encodes 82 amino acids.
AUGACGGGCGGGCCCCAUAACGGGCUCAGCGACAAGGACUGGCGCUACCUAACGUGCCUGGCCGAGUACAUGGCGGGCAACGACGCCGACUGGGCGCUGUGGGCAGUCCAGGGCUCCUACUACGUGCGCGACAAGACGGUCGACCACAACGAGACAUGGGGCGCCCUCGACUACGAGUGGCGCGACUGGCGGAACCCAAAAUUCAAGGCCAUGCUGGGCACUAUGGUCAACGUGACGCAGGGGCCGUAG